Messenger RNA from Cynara cardunculus var. scolymus (artichoke), 2270 nucleotides. Its product is annotated as transcription factor IIIB 60 kDa subunit. NCBI's taxonomy places the organism in Eukaryota, Viridiplantae, Streptophyta, Magnoliopsida, Asterales, Asteraceae. Gene Ontology annotation, cellular component: nucleus; transcription factor TFIIIB complex; transcription preinitiation complex. The transcript has 19 exons. Gene Ontology annotation, biological process: DNA-templated transcription initiation; transcription preinitiation complex assembly; transcription by RNA polymerase III. The coding region runs from base 203 to 2050 and encodes 615 amino acids. The record is from RefSeq and is a predicted model, not a curated record. Gene Ontology annotation, molecular function: TBP-class protein binding; RNA polymerase III general transcription initiation factor activity; RNA polymerase III type 3 promoter sequence-specific DNA binding.
UUUGCGGCCUCAGACGCUCGCUGCUUCUGCUCUGCUCCGUUGAAUCGGUGGUUUGUCGCUGGCCACUGCCUCGCUUUCUGGCCUUUGGCGGCUCCUCCGCAACUGAGUUAUCGACAUUCAAUCUCUGUUCUUCCAUCGAUUCUUCUCUUCUAUCCUCAUUAACCCUAUUAUUCAGCGAUCGUGAUAAUUCUCAGGCAAAGAGAUGGUUUGGUGUCCUCAUUGUGCAAAAAAUAGCGAGACACAUCGCGAUUAUACGACAGGCAGUGUAUGUUGCGUUGAUUGUGGUAAAGUGGUAUCUCAAGAUAUAUACACUGAGGAUGCCACUUUUGUUAAAGAUUCAGCUGGAGGGGCUCAUCUUGCAGGCAACCUUGUAAGAAUGGAAAAUGCUUGUGCUGAGUCACAUAGAAGAACCUUGGAGAAAGGGAAUGUAGUAAUUUAUGAGCUGAUAGACAAAUAUGGGAUCAGUAAUGUGUCGCAUGCUACAAAAUAUUAUCAGAUAGCUGUUGAGCGUGGUUUUACAAAAGGACGUAGAACAGGCCAAGUUGCAGCUGCUUGCCUCUAUGUUGCCUGCCGGGAAAAAGAGAAACCUUUUCUGCUUAUUGAAUUUUCCAGUGAAUUGGGUGUUAGUGUCUACGAGUUGGGCACUGUGUAUUUACAGCUUUGCAAGUUGUUAAGCCUCCAGGAUCAUCCUUUUGUUCAAAAACCAGUUGAUCCUAGCCUUUUUAUGCAUAGAUAUACAAGUGGAUUAAUCAAAGGGGAUGGUAAUAAGAAAGUUUUGAACACUGCAUUGCACCUUGCAGUUAGCAUGAAGAGAGACUGGAUGCAGACUGGCAGAAAACCUAGUGGGAUAUGUGCUGCAGCUAUAUACGUUUCUUCUGUGUUGCAUGGGUAUAAUUUUUCAAGAGCAGAUGUUGUUAAAGCUGUACACAUAUGUGAAGCAACAUUGACAAAGCGAUUGAUUGAGUUUGAGAAUACAAAAGCUGGGAGUUUGACGAUUGAAGAGUUCACUGAGAACGCUUUGGAGUUUGAGAAGGAAAUGCGGUCUUGCAAACAAUCUGUCAAGGACGUAAAGAUGCCUGGAUUGACAGAAGUGGUCUGCCAGCACAAGAGCAAUGCAGUUCAAUCUGGUUUUGGCCUUUGCAGAAAAUGUUAUAUGGAUUUCUGUGGAGGACUUGAUGGUUCUGAACCUCCAUCAUUUCAGCGUGCCGAAAUGGAAAGAUUAGCCAAGGAAUCUGUGCAGAUGUCUACAAAGUCAACACACGGCCUAGAGGCCCACCAAAAAACAAAUGAUAUUGAAAAUGGAACUCGGCGUAACAUUCAACCCAUAGAGAAUCUGAAAGUAACAGAGGUCCAAUGUACUUCUUCUACCCCUGAAAAGCUCGACAAAAUUAGUGACACUGUGGAUACUUCCGAACGCUUAGAGGACGUCCCUGAUACCAUUGAUGAAACAGACACCCUUUCUGAUAUUGAUGAUUCUGAGGUCAAUUGCUACAUUAACAGUGCGAAAGAAAGCCACUAUAAGAAGAUUUUAUGGGAAGUACUGAACAAAGAAUAUGUGCAGGAGCAAGCUGCUAAGGAAGCUGCAGCAGCAGCUGCACGUAAGCUUUAUACCGGGACUCCAGAGGAAAUACGUGAAGCACAGGCAAUGGCUGCAGCAGCAGCUAAACUUGUUGCAAGCAAAAAAGAGAAUGAUAAAAGAAAGCGAGCAUUGGAGGCGAAGAAUGCUAAGCCUGCUCAAACUGCAGCAGAAGCUGCUAGUCAACUGUUCACAAAGAAGAAACUAAGUUCAAAGAUUAACUAUGAUGUGUUGAACAAUCUCUUUGAUGACGAGCCGAGUCCGAAAAAGAACCGUAUCGAUGAUAGCGACACCAAGGAAACGGAAUCGGGCAAGAAACUCGAUGAAACCAAUGAUGUGGGUGAAGAAGAGGAUUUGGACUAUGAUGAUGGUGAAACAGAAGGUCAGGAAUGGAACUAUGACGAUGAACAGGGAAUGAAUGAUUAUAGGUAUGAUGAUUAUGAUGGUGGGGAUGCAUAUGAUGAUGAGUAUUGAUCACAAACAUCUGUUUAUUUUUCUUUGUUUUCUUCUUUAGUUACAUGAAUUGCCAAUAUAGCUUUGUCUUUUUGGUUCUUUUUAGCUCAUAGUAAUAGUAUGGUCAACAACUAGUGAAGAGGAAGUUUUUAAGGUGUAGAUUUCUUACUGAAAUUGUCUUAAUGAGAUUCAGAAUUUGGUAUUGGUAGAUGCUGAAAUCAUGGUAAUGGUUUUAUGGUUC